Molecule: messenger RNA, 3108 nt
Organism: Adineta steineri
Lineage: Eukaryota; Metazoa; Rotifera; Eurotatoria; Adinetida; Adinetidae
Source: the annotation of a GenBank genome assembly
AUGACAACAAAAGUUCAAUGGAAACGUCUUGAUUCAACUAUCGGUCAAAAUCCUAAACCACGUCAUGGUCAUCGAGCUGUUGCUGUCAAAGAUUUAAUAGUUAUCUUUGGUGGAGGAAAUGAGGGUAUUGUUGAAGAUCUUAAUGUUUUUAAUUGUGCGACAAGUCAAUGGUUUCAACCAUUAGUUAAAGGUGAAAUACCAACAGGUUGUGCUGCAUUUGGUUUUGCUACUGAUGGUUUACGAAUUCUUGUAUUUGGUGGUAUGAUUGAAUAUGGAAAAUAUUCGGGAGAUCUUUGGGAACUUAAUCCAAUAACAUGGAUAUGGAAAAAAGUAAAACCAAGACCACCAAGAACAUCUCCAUUACCAUGUGCUCGACUGGGACAUACAUUUACAUAUAGUGAAGGGAAAUUUUAUCUCUUUGGCGGUCUAGCUAAUGAUAGUAAAGAUCCAAAACAAAAUGUACCUCGAUAUUUAAAUGAUCUCUAUGUACUUGAAUGUAAAGGAAAUAAUUAUUCAUGGGAGCAACCUAUUAUUCGUGGUACACAACCAGUUGAACGUGAAUCUCAUUCAUGUGUUUCAUAUCGUGGAUUAACUGAAAAUCGAACAAAAUUAAUUAUUUAUGGUGGAAUGAAUGGUCAUAGAUUAGGUGAUCUAUGGAAUUUCUAUCUUGAUUUUUCACAAUGGACACAAAUAACUGCAUCUGGUUUAGCACCACAACCUCGUAGUCUUCAUUCAUCUGUUAUAAUUGGUCAUCGUAUGUUUAUAUUUGGUGGUUGGGUACCAUUAAUAUCUUCGGAUAAAAAUGAACUUAGUCAUGAAAAAGAAUGGAAAUGUACAAAUACAUUAGCUUCUUUUAAUUUAGAAACUAAUACAUGGGAACUUCUUGGACAAGAAUGUCUUGAUGAUAAUGUUCCACGAGCACGUGCUGGUCAUUGUGCUGUUACUGUGAAUACAAGAAUGUAUAUUUGGAGUGGAAGAGAUGGUUAUCGAAAAGCUUGGAAUAAUCAGGUGUGUUGUAAAGAUUUAUGGUGUUUAGAAACAGCAUGUCCAGGUGAACCAGAAAAAGUGCAAUUAUUAAAAGCAGGUAUUGGAAAUUUGGAAAUAUCAUGGAAUCCCGUUCCAACUGCUGAUUCUUACAUCUUACAAAUUCAACGUUUCGAAGCACCCAUUGAACAAUUACCUGCAACACCACCUAUUAUAUCCCAAGCAUCAAUAAAUCCUUCAUCUAUACCAUUACAAUCUAUAUCUGCAUCAUUAUUUGCUUCUAAAAGUCCACAAUCAGUUCUUGCAUCAUUAAUUCCAACAUUUUCGAAUGAACAACAACCACCAAGUGCAUCUGUUUCUGCAAUAUCCGAUACUGAUGCUGUUACCGAUCAAUGUUUGUCACCAUCAACUUUAUUAAAUAAAUCUACAUCAGAUUUAUUAUCAUUAGCUCAUCUAUCAUCAUCACAAACACCACUUUCUUCAUCACUUAGUACAGUUAAUGCACAAACAUUACCAACUGCAUCACAAUCUCCAGACAAUAUAAAAAAUUCAUCAUUAAUUUUUCAAAAGCCAACAACAACAACAAUCACUUCUCAUUCUCCAACAACUAUUCGACCAACAAUGUCAUCGAAUAUUCAAUUUUUGAAUACAACAUCAAAUCCAAAUGUUCGUCCAAUAAUUUUUCAUCAAAAAGGAACAACAUCAUCAACACAACCACAACUUCUUACUGUUAUGCCAGCUGGUGUUCGUGUUCAACAUUUAUCUCCUGUUGUACGUACUUCAUCAACACAACCAACAACAAUUGUUCGAUUUAUGUCACCAGUAACAUCAACUCUUCGACCAGGUACAGGUCAACAACAAUUUAUACAAUUGAAUACAAAUAAACAACAACAACCAUUAGUUAUUAAAGCUAUUACUGCAUCAUCAGCAAAUCGUCAACAACAACCGAUUUUAAUAACUACAAAUACACAACAAAAAAAUAUGAUACCUCAAAAUCAACAACAAGUUUUAGUUUUCAAUCAAAAUACAUUUAAUAAUAAUAAUAAUAAUCAAGGACAACAACAACAACCAAAAUUUACAAUACAUACAACAAAUAUCGAUCAAACUAAUUCAACGAAUAAUAAUAAUAAUAAUGAACAACAUGAAUCAACUGUAGAUAAUACAAUUCCACAACUUGAUGGUUGUUAUUCUAUGGAAACAUCAGAGUAUAGUUUAGAAAAAUCUGAACAAAAUGUAUUCAUUCCACAACUUGAUGGUACUGUUGAUGAUCAGCCUGUACAAAAUGGAACAUCUGAGUUACAAAAUUCUUCCAGUACAACACAACCAACUGUAACAAAAACUGAUUCUCAACAAUCAUCAAAUACUCAUGAAACGACUGCAAAUGAUCAUAAUACUGAUGGUUGGAAUUUAGUUGGAACAUUUAAAACAACAACAACGGAUGUAAAACAUUAUUAUGUUGUUCCAUCAAAAAUUGAUCUUGAUCAUCAUGAUCUUGCUACACUUCAAGUUCAAAAUUUAGUUAAAAAAGUAGAUCUUGAACCAGGUGUUAUUUAUAAACUACGAAUAGCAGCAGUUAAUUCAUGCGGUCGAGGACCUUGGAGUGAAGCAGCUGCAUUUAAAACAUGUUUACCUGGUGCACCACCAGCACCAUCCAAUAUUAAAAUUACUAAAACACCUGAUGGCGGUGCUCAUUUAACUUGGGAUCCACCAUCAAGUGCUUCGUCUUUAAUUACUGGUUAUGCUGUUUAUUUGGCAGUUAAAAAUACGGCAACAGAUAAUGCAACAGCUCGUCAACAACCACAACAACAAGCAUCUCAAAUGGCUUUUGUACGUGUUUACGGUGGUGCAUUAGCUGAAUGUGCAGUAAAUGCUAGUCAACUUCUUCAAGCACAUCUUGAUAUAAGUUCAAGUAGUAAACCAGCUAUUAUAUUCCGUAUAGCAGCACGUAAUGAACGUGGAUAUGGACCAGCUACACAAGUUCGAUGGUUACAAGAUCAACAACAAACACCAUUACAUAAUUCAAAUACAACUAAUCCUUCGAAACGAACAGCUUCAAAUGUAAAUUCCACAACAAAAAAACAGCGAUUAGCACCAACUGGUGGAGGAGGACUAAAUGAUACUUAA